Zerene cesonia (dogface butterfly) is the source of this 1796-nucleotide messenger RNA. RefSeq lists its product as uncharacterized. The record is from RefSeq and is a predicted model, not a curated record. The transcript has 5 exons. The coding region runs from base 55 to 633 and encodes 192 amino acids. Gene Ontology annotation, molecular function: growth factor activity. NCBI's taxonomy places the organism in Eukaryota, Metazoa, Arthropoda, Insecta, Lepidoptera, Pieridae. Gene Ontology annotation, cellular component: membrane.
CAACUAGCUUGCAAAGAGGAAACACGUUGACAGUGGAUAAAGUGAAGUGUAGUGAUGGCUAGGUUUGUGCUGAUAGUGGUUGUGUUAGUGGUUGUGGAGGCUCACAGGCCUCACCCGAAGCUGCUGAAGUUCGCCUCGGAGGAGACGGAGGGACAGAAUGUUAUUAAGAAAGGUGCAUGCAACAGUACCCACGCUCUGUUAAGGAAUGAUUACAUACUAAAAUCAAAAUGCGGAGAUCCGAAGGAGGUGUUUGUUGAACUUAAACUUCAGGGGUCAUACUUACAGGUGACUCCAAGCGCCGUCUGGGUGAAGCGUUGUGUCGGUCUAUGCGACUACUCGGCCCGCGGGUCACAGUGCGUGCCCACUCAGACGACGAUCGAACAUGUACCGGUCAAAAUAUACAACCUAAAAACGGACAAAUACACGUGUUCAACAUAUGCAGUAGAAGUACACGAAAAAUGCGGAUGCUGUGUCAAAGACUGCGCAGCGCCUAAAGUGUUCAAUCCUCGUAAGUGUUCCUGCCAAUGCCCCAACUUGGAAGAAAGACGAAAUUGCCUCAAAAAGAGGAAUUCGAAUAUGAGGUGGAAUCGAUCUAAGUGCGUCUGCGAACCAAAAAGAAGAGUGACUUGGUGAUGGAAACCCAGUCACGGCCCCUGAUCUCAUAGAAAGUGACUGCAGGGUGAACAGAACUACCAACAGUGAAACAACAAAGUUUUCUCUGAAAAAACUGUUUUGUGACAAAACUUCAAUGUCAGUUGACUGACGCAGAUGUAGUAUUGAAGAAAUUUUAACAGUAUUAUUGGAUAAAAUGGGACCAAAUGGUGCUGUGAGCCUAAGUUCCAUGUAUAGAUUAAUAUUUAGUUCUAAGGUGAUGUAAACACAAACAGUAUUAAUAUGUAUAUUACAUAUUUGUGUGAUUUUUAUGCAUCGAAUGUUCAGUGGUAAGACGAAACCGUGCGUGUGUGGAAUUGGUCUAAGAGACGCGGUAAUGCGUUAUUCCUAAAAUGUGAUAUUUAUUCUGUAAAUUUUAGGGACUUACUACUAGUCAAGUUUUAAUGUAAAUUAUUUAUUUUAUUUGUAAUUUGAAUUUGUAAAUAUUACUCGAUUUGGCUCUCUGUAUGAUUAUAACUUAUGUACGUAUUUUAGGACCUGUUUCGGCAUUAUUUUUAUUUAUUACAUUAUUAAAUAAGUUUAUACAUACGUUGAAUUUGAAGAUUGCGAACGCAACUCCAGUAUUUAUUAAAAUUUAAGAUACACUGAAAUGAAACAGGGCCCUCAUGUAAAUAUUAGUGAAAAUUAAAUUAUUUUAAGAGACUAGUCUGAUAAGUGCCAAAGGCAUGGAAUCUCUAAAUAAUAUGUUACGUUAUGUAUUAUUUAUUGUCACUUGUAAAACUUAAAAAUUGUUUAUUUAAGACGAAUUAUUCUUAUUAUAAUUGAAAUGAUAUUUAAAUAAAAGUAGCAAUGAUAGUAAAUAUAACAAAAUUGACGAUUUUCAAUGUAUAAAAAGUAGAAAUUCAGGAGAAAUAAUACUAUUUCAUGUGCUCAUGAAUAUGGUUAGAGACAUUUGAGAAUUGAGUUGAUUUUCAACUUGGAGUUUUAUUUAGUUUCUGUUAUAUUCCAUCGAUAUAGAAACUUGUGCUUUUAUUGUAUAUAAAUAAUAGAAAUGUAGGUUUAUUUUAAUUAACGAUACUUUAAAUUUAUGUUACCUGUCCACUGGUAGGAUUUUAAUGAAAAUUAAGCUUUAAAGUAUUUAAGUGAUCGAAUCACGUUAGUUGUAAGACAAAGUGAAAUUAAAU